AUGUCCUCACCCCUAGAAAGCUUCCGCAAAUUCAGCCCACGCACCCGUAUGGGCAUCGGCUUUGGCUUCCUCGCCUGGGGCGCAAUCGGCUUAUACGUUAGUGACCGCGCGGAGAAGAGAUUGGGGUUCGAGCCGAGUCAGAAGGAUAGGGAUGCUUUGCAGGCUGUGGUGCCGAGGAUUACUGUUGUGGAGAGGGAGGGUUGA
Messenger RNA from Venustampulla echinocandica, 204 nucleotides. RefSeq lists its product as uncharacterized. Bases 1 to 204 code for a protein of 67 amino acids. Lineage: Eukaryota; Fungi; Ascomycota; Leotiomycetes; Helotiales; Pleuroascaceae. The transcript has 2 exons. The record is from RefSeq and is a predicted model, not a curated record.